CCCACCAAACCUGUCAUCAUAUUCAUUCCAUCAAGAUGCCAGUGCCAGCUAACAGUUGACAACUUGUUGAUCCACUGUGGAGCAGAUAGCAAUCCUGAUCACUUCUUGAAUAUUGAAGAAGCUGACUUGCAGCCCCACCUUGACCACAUCAGUGACAAAGGUCUUGUGGAAUGCCUGAAACAUGGCAUUGGGUAUUAUCAUGAGGCACUUGAUAAGCAAGACAAGCACAUUGUCGAAUGUGUAUUCCAGUCUGGAGCAAUCCAGGUUUUGGUGGCAUCUAAGGUGUGUAAUCCAUGA
Messenger RNA from Suillus subaureus, 297 nucleotides. RefSeq lists its product as uncharacterized. The annotation marks the transcript as partial. Gene Ontology annotation, cellular component: nucleus. The record is from RefSeq and is a predicted model, not a curated record. The transcript has a single exon. NCBI's taxonomy places the organism in Eukaryota, Fungi, Basidiomycota, Agaricomycetes, Boletales, Suillaceae.